Messenger RNA from Lacerta agilis (Sand lizard), 4068 nucleotides. It is a transcript of the gene DISP3, whose product is annotated as dispatched RND transporter family member 3. The record is from RefSeq and is a predicted model, not a curated record. The transcript has 20 exons. The coding region runs from base 1 to 4023 and encodes 1340 amino acids. Gene Ontology annotation, cellular component: membrane. NCBI's taxonomy places the organism in Eukaryota, Metazoa, Chordata, Lepidosauria, Squamata, Lacertidae.
AUGGACGCUGAGGAUGACAUGUUGUUGCAAGAUGCUUGGGUGAAUGAGGAAGAGGAGGUAACCGCCGGCCCCUGCAAGAGAACUGAAGGGCUCCAGCUCUGUGGGAAGUGCCAGUGGAAUCCCAGGCAAUGGACUCCGGCCACAGCUGUGCCUACCUCUAGUUUUUGGAAUGCCGUGGGUUGGAUCUUCACCAACCCCUACUCAGCCAGCCUCAUCCUCUUCUUGGGCUGUGCCAUCCCAACCACCCUAGCCAUUGUCAUGUUCCUGCACUACCCAGCUCUGGACAUCGACAUCUCAUACAACGCCUUCGAGAUCCGCAACCAUGAGUCCUCACAGCGCUUUGACGCCCUGGCCUCGGCCCUCAAGUCCCAGUUCGGCUCCUGGGGCCGCAACCGCCGGGACUUGACGGACUUCAACUCAGAGACUUUGCAGAAGCUGAUCUUCGAGCAGCUGCAGCACCUUCACCGCAAUGCCUCGCGGCCGGCUGGCACAGCCAGGCGGAAGCGCAGCAGCCUAAACCAAGAGAGGACUAGCCCUUCCCCGAGGGUCGGGUCAGCCAACCAAACCUCCCGCCAGCCACGGAGCGCCCUGUCCCACUGGGAAUACUCAAAUGCGGUUGUGAGCACCAACACACAAACCCAUGCGCACUGGCGGAUCGAGCUCAUUUUCCUGGCCCGUGGAGAUGCUGAGAACAACAUCUUCACCUCUGAGCGCCUGGUCACCAUCCACGAGAUUGAGCGCAAAAUCAUGGACCACCCUCACUUCCGGGACUUCUGCUGGAAGCCCCAUGAGGUCCUCAAGGAUCUCCCGCUGGGUUCCUACUCCUACUGUUCCCCUCCUAGUUCUCUCAUGACUUACUUCUUUCCCACGGAGAGGGGUGGGAAGAUCUACUACGAUGGCCUAGGGCAGGAUCUGGCUGACAUUCAAGGUUCCCUGGAGCUUGCAAUGACCCACCCAGAAUUCUACUGGUAUGUGGAUGAGGGUCUGUCAGUGGAGAACCGGAAGAGCUCCCUCUUGCGCAGUGAGAUCCUCUUUGGUGCUCCGCUGCCCAGCUACUACUCGGUGGAGGACCGGUGGGAAGAACAGCGGAGGAAGUUCCAGAGCUUCGUGGUCACCUACGUGGCUUUGCUGGCCAAACAAUCCACCAGCAAAGUCCAGGUGCUGUAUGGUGGGACGGAUUUGUUUGACUAUGAAGUGAGGAAGACGUUCAACAAUGACAUGUUGCUGGCUUUCAUCAGCAGCAGCUGCAUUGCAGUGUUGGUCUACAUCCUGGCUUCCUGCUCAGUGUUCCUCUCAUUCUUUGGGAUCGCUAGCAUCGGGCUCAGUUGCCUUGUGGCGCUUUUCCUCUACCAUGUCGUCUUUGGGAUCCAGUACCUAGGAAUCCUGAACGGAGUGGCUGCUUUUGUGAUUGUGGGGAUUGGUGUGGACGACGUGUUUGUUUUCAUAAACACCUACCGGCAGGCCACACACUUGAAAGACCUCCACCUCCGCAUGGUCCACACCAUCCAGACAGCUGGCAAAGCCACCUUCUUUACCUCCUUGACCACAGCUGCGGCGUACGCAGCCAACAUUUUCUCCCAGAUCCCCGCUGUCCACGAUUUUGGCCUCUUCAUGUCCCUGAUCAUUUCCUGCUGCUGGGUGGCAGUCCUCUUUAUCAUGCCUGCAGCCCUUGGGGUCUGGUCCCUCUACUUGUCGCCCUUGGAGAAUGCCUGCCAAGCCAGCUGCAGCCAGAAAUGCGUGAAGCCGAAUGCACUGCACGUUUCAGACGGGCUGUUCAUCUCCUCGGAGGCUGCAGGUGGUCCAGGGCCAGGCGGCCUUCCUUACCUGGAUGACGACAUCCCCUUGCUCAGUGUGGAAGACGAGCCAGUGACUCUGGAAAUGGGAGAUGUUCCGCUGGUCUCAGUGCUGCCUGAGAGUCUUCAACUCCCCACCAAGAAUAACAGCCAGGGGCAUCUCAUCGCUCACCUUCAGGAGCUCCUCCAGGUCUGGGUUUUGUGGUCAGCCGUGAAGAGCAGAUGGGUGAUUGUCGGGCUCUUCCUCUCCGUUCUCCUUCUGUCUGUCUUCUUCGCCAGCCGCCUCCGCCCAGCAAGCCGGGCUCCCCUUCUCUUCAGGCCCGACACCAACAUUCAGGUCCUGCUGGACCUAAAGUACAACCUGAGCGCUGAGGGCAUCUCCUGCAUCACCUGCUCAGGCUUGUUUCAGGAAAAACCCCGCAAUCUGCAGAAUAACAUCCGCACCUCUCUGGAGAAGAAGAAGCGGGGACCUGGCCUUGUGUGGGGUAGCCGAGGGAGCGCUGCAGGGGAUGGAAUCGUACAAGCAGACCCCCAGGGAACAGUCUACAUCUUCAAAUCCAAAGGCAAAGGCCGGCCAGUGGUCUACAGAUUUUCUCUCAAUGCCACCGUCCCAGCGCCGUGGCAGACGGUGUCAGCAGGAGACGGGGACAUCCCCUCUUUCCUGGUGUAUAGAGUUCCUUACGGUAACUUCACCAAGAGGCUGACCGCUUGUAUGUCCACAGUAGGGCAUGUCCAACAGACGGGCCCCAAGAAGUGGAUGGUGACCACCUUGUCGUGCGACGCCAAGAGAGGGUGGAAAUUCGACUUCAGUUUCUACGUGGCUGCAAAGGAACAGCAGCGCACGAGGAAGCUCUACUUUGCUCAGUCCCACAAGCCCCCUUACCACGGCCGAGUCUGCAUGGCUCCACCCGGCUGCCUCCUUAGCUCGAGCCCCGAUGGACCAAACAAAGGCUUCUUGUACGUGCCGAGCGAGAAAGCCUCCCCUAAAGUCAAGUUGUCCAUCACUUCUGGAUUCAACCCUUGCGGGAAUGCUAGCUGCGGGAAACCAGCGGUGCGCCCCCUAGUGGACACAGGAGCCAUGGUGUUUGUGGUGUUCGGGAUCCUAGGGGUGAACCGCUCCCGGCGCAUGGACAACCACGUCAUCGGAGACAUGGGCAGCGUCAUCUAUGAUGACGGCUUCGACCUCUUCAAAGAGAUUGGCAACCUGUGCAGAAUCUGCAAAGCUAUUGCCAGCAACGUGGAGCUGGUAAAGCCGGGAGGAGCCCAGUGCCUGCCCUCGGGAUACAGUAUCUCCACUGUCCUUCAGAUGCUGCACCCAGAAUGCAAGAAUCUUCCCGAGCCAAACCUCCUUCCUGGACAGCUCUCCCACGGGGCGGUGGGGGUGAAGGAAGGCAAAGUCCUGUGGAUCUCCAUGGCCUUUGAGUCGACAACCUACAAAGGGAAGUCAUCCUUUCAAACCUACUCUGACUAUCUCAAGUGGGAAACUUUCCUCCAGGAUCAGCUCCAGCAGUUCCCCGAAGGCUCAGCUCUGCGCCGGGGCUUCCAGACCUGUGAGCACUGGAAACAGAUCUUCAUGGAGAUCAUAGGUGUGCAGAGUGCCCUAUAUGGCCUCAUCCUCUCACUCGUGAUUUGUGUCGCUGCUGUUGCGAUCUUUACCACGCACGUCCUCCUCCUCCUCUCUGUGCUGCUCACCAUUUUAGGGGUCGUAUGCUUAGUAGUGACCAUCAUGUAUUUGUCCGGCUGGGAAAUGGGCGCAGUGGAGGCCAUCUCCCUCUCCAUCCUCGUCGGCUCCUCUGUGGACUAUUGCGUCCAUCUUGUGGAAGGGUUCCUUCUGGCAGGAGAGAACCUGCCGCUUCACCUGGCGGAGGACCCCAACUCCAGCCGCCAGUGGAGGACGAUCGAGGCGGUCAGCCACGUGGGCGUAGCUAUCGUCUCCAGCGCCAUCACCACCGUCAUGGCCACCGUCCCCCUCUUCUUCUGCAUCAUCGCCCCCUUUGCCAAGUUCGGCAAGAUCGUGGCCCUCAACACGGGGGUCUCCAUCGUGUACACGCUGACUGUGAGCACCGCCCUGCUGAGCAUCAUGGGGCCCCCCUCCUUCACCCGCAGCCGGACUUCCUUCCUGAAGGCCCUGGCAGGGGUGCUGGUGGCCGCCGGGGUGGGGCUGUGCGUUUGCUUGGUGCUGCUCAGAAGCGGAUUCAAGAUCCCCCUGCCCAACGGGACAGUCCUAUAGUUCCAUGUUUCCCCAGCGGCCUCUUUGUAUAUCUUUUGUUCUUCU